AGGAGGCAUAUGGAACACGUUCCGUUUUGCCGCCAGAAGAACAGAAACCUUCCCUUGAACUCCGUUCCUCUCCAUUGAGGAAGGAACAAACGCCAGAUUCCCAGAGACACACUUAUUUCCUUCAUGUUGGGGAAUGCUUCACAAAACCACUUGAUGUUAAAUCCAUCUCUGAAUUGCUUGGGGUUAAUUCAGAUCUAAAAUGGCUUGAAUUAUUUCAAAAGCUGUAUAAAGUGGUCCUUAGACCUCAUUCAAUGAGAGUGCUCCAAUCAUUCAAAAUAUCUUAUCAAUUGAGAUGGCUUUUUCUGCCUUGACAAGAAUUGGUCUUCUUGUGUGUUCCUUCUCUUUCUUUUUUUCUUUCCAUCUUGGCCAUUGGACCGGCUAUGAAAGUGUAUGGCAAGACAUUUUGCCGGCGAGAGGGACUCGAAAAGCGGAGAGAGGAGACCUCACCGCAGCUCUUGAUUCUCUCCGAAAUUGGGGCUCCAAACAUGGUCCUAUUGCCAGUUCCAUCUCUUUAGUUGCGUUUGGUGAGUAGCUAACGAAGGGACGAAACCAGCGGCACACACAUGGUUUGGGUUCCUUUAAACGAUCCACGAGCCGCCGUGGCAGAAAUUAAGUGAGUGUAAGUGGUUUUUCAGUGGAACUAUUCAUUAAAGAGCUCCAAGUUCGUUCGCUCUUGGUGUGGUCACAAGUGUGUCGAAUUAGGAUGGUUGUGACUUCCAGACCGAGUCAAAGUAGUAAGCGCGAACUUGUAACAGAGAUAACUACAGUGUGGUGAUGAGAUUAGGAUCAAAAUGAAGCUUCUCGAUUUGUUGCUCUCGGUCCUUCUGCUCCUUCUCCUUCCCUCACUAAGGGCGGUGUCAAGUGAAGAAUCCGAUGAGAGUGAAAACGGCGACACUUUGCCAAGAUCUAAAGUGAUCCUGACCAAAUAUGGCCAAGUGCAAGGCCGGGUGCAUGAGGUGCAAUCGGAGACCUUGGCUGAAUUGAGACUUCGCUUGAAAUCGGUGGAAGUGUUCCAGGGAAUCCGCUAUGCCACGCCGCCCGUAGGAUCCAAUCGAUGGCAACCAACUCGAGCUCCAAGUCCAUGGAAAGGUGUCCUUCAAGCUACAAGCCCGGGUCCCGUUUGCCCACAAAAGUUCCCAACCAUUCGAAAUGAAUCCGAGGCCUUGUUACGGAUGUCCAGAGCUCGGAUGAGAUAUCUGCAAUUCUUGGAACCUCACCUUCAGCGUCAAAGCGAAGACUGUCUAUAUCUGAACCUUUUCGCACCCAAGCAAGAUGAAGGUUCAAGCGAGGCACUCGUUCCUGUGAUGAUUUACGUUCACGGAGAAUCGUUUUCCUGGGGAUCCGGAAAUCUUUGGGAUGCCCGAGUUCUCGCUUCAUAUGGCAAUGUCUUGGUGAUAACUUUCAAUUAUCGGAUCGGUGUUCUAGGAUUCCUGAAUACAAAUGGUUCUCCUUUAUCACGAGGCCAAGUCGCCAAUUACGGCAUUAUGGACCAGAUGGCCGUUCUUCAGUGGGUUCAGGAGAAUGUGGCUCGUUUUGGAGGAGAUCCCAAGCAAGUCACCCUCUUUGGCCAUGGUACCGGAGCCGCAUGCAUUGAGUAUUUGGCCCAUUCACCCACUACUGUCCCAGGUCUGUUCCACCGCGUCAUUCUCAUGUCUGGAUCCUUGUUCGCGUCGUGGUCCAGGGUACGAGAUCCACUCAAUUAUGCAGUUCAGUUGGGCAAAAAGUUCAACUGUUCCAUUCCAAUUGACCUGACCAAUGAUCACGAGGAGAUCGUCACGUGUCUGCGCGGGAUUCCAAUGGAACAGCUGAUUCAUGCCAAGUUGCGUGUUCCUUCGUUCCAUUUGGAAUUUGGCCCAAGUUUUGAUGGUGUCACCAUCAAAGACAAUUUCGCUGACAUCAAAGGCAAGAGGAGCUUUGGAACCAGGACGUAUGAAGCCUUGGUGGGUGUGGUGAACCAUGAUUUCUUUGAUGAUCUUUCCGAAGACGAUGUUCAAAACGGGAUCACCAUCGAGCAACGCAACCGGAUGCUUCAGACCUUUGUUCGAAAUCAAUACUCCGCUCAUUUACAAGAGAUUCUUCUCACUCUACAAAAUGAGUACACAGAUUGGGCGGAAACGGUCCAAUCGCCUCACAUGAAUAAGGAUCAGAUUUUGUCGGCCUUCAGCGAUGGAUUGUACGGAGCUCCGGGCAUUUUCAGUGCUGGUACAUUUUUCAGGAAGAGCAAGAACACAUUUUUCUACCAUUUCACUCACCACACCAAAUCCGGACCUUAUGCCACGUCUGGAGAUGGAGCCACUCACGGGUCGGAAUUGCCCUACAUAUUUGGCAUUCCCUUGAAGAAUGUGUGGCCACACAUCAGUCACACCUUCACCAAGUCCGAAGUGAUGCUCUCUAGGGCGACCAUGACAUUUUGGACCAAUUUCGCCAGAUCAGGUGAUCCCAACAUGCCGGCAAAAUUCUUGGACUUCAAAAGUCGUUACCGCACUUUGGUCUGGGACUCGUAUGAUGAACAACGGAAAUACUUGGAGCUCGGGGUUCGUCCGAGAGUCGGUCAUCACUACAGGGGCCACAAGAUGUCCAUAUGGCUCAACCUUAUUCCGCAACUCCACAAGACCGGUCAAAAUGCUAUUUUUCCCGCGCACAACUCGCUCACUUUGGAAGGACCCGCUUGGGGUGUGGUCCGAAACGGAUCCAAUGUCCAGGCCGCGAUUGCUCAUGAUGCCGGGAGUGGCCACCCGAUUAGCACCACGUGCAUGACCUUUGCCGAGUCCCAACAAGUGCUCUACCAGCACAAUGACACGUUGGUCCGAUUGGAAGAGGCUUCCAAAUACGCUUACUCCUACGCCCUUGGCCUUACUGUCGGAUUGGCGGCCAUUCUUUGUCUCCUGAAUGGCAUCCUGUUCAUGUGCAUUUGUUCCCGCAAGAGAGCGAUGGCCGCCAAAAGUAUGUCCGCCCAAAGCCAAUCCAAUACGCCGGUCACCAGCCGUACCGGCUCCUUGGACUUCUUCCAAAAUUCUCAAACCGCCACACCCCAUCACCAAGUGGUGGCGGACAUCUCAGGGAAUGUUCGGUCUAUUCCUGUCCCUCGAAGCAACAUGGGGUCAUCGGCUAGUCUACCGCGCCUGCGAAAUUCGGGUCAGCGCACUAUCCUGGUACAGCCUCAUCAUCACCAUGCUUGCAAUGGGGGCACGAGAGCCAUGUAUCCCAAUGGGAGCUACAUUGCCGCUCCCAGACCUGACCCUGGGCCCCCAGGAGGAUGCUCAUCUGACAUGGAAAGUCCAACCCUGCGCCCAAGUAGUUCCUCUCUGUGUGGCACGCCGGUAGCUUCAAUCCGAUCGGCCACUGUGAAGCCCAGCCGAACCGUCAGGCGGGAACGGGAUUCGAUUGUUGGGGGAGAACGGGGCGAGCUGGAUUCAAUGCGGUUGGAAGAGAUGCCAGCGCCCCCUGCCGAGUUUGAUCAGCCCUCAGUCGAGACCCUAUUGCUACAACAACAAACGUACAGAAUGGAUUAGGGUUGAAAACUAAAUAGUAACUGUAAGAAAGGGGGAAAUGGAAUUUCUCCAGUUUUAGGCUGUGCCUUAAUCGCAUUGGCUGUGAGGAUAUUUAAGAUAAGAACUCGGAUGCAAUAAAACUAUUUGUAGUGAA
Molecule: messenger RNA, 3645 nt
Organism: Tigriopus californicus
Lineage: Eukaryota; Metazoa; Arthropoda; Copepoda; Harpacticoida; Harpacticidae
Product: neuroligin-4, Y-linked-like
Exons: 10
Coding region: 792-3512 (906 amino acids)
Biological process (GO): chemical synaptic transmission; postsynaptic membrane assembly; modulation of chemical synaptic transmission
Cellular component (GO): cell surface; synapse; postsynaptic membrane
Molecular function (GO): signaling receptor activity; neurexin family protein binding
Source: RefSeq, a predicted model, not a curated record